GGCGUGACGUGUGGUCGGGAGUGGGCUCGGAGGCGGGCGCCGCUUGGCAGUCGCUGUGGCCGCUACCGCCGGGCCUGGGGACGCGUGCGGCCGCGGCGACGGGCACAGUUCCUCCCCUCCGCGGCCAUGGCAGCGCUCGGCCGGCCCUUCAGCGGCCUCCCCCUGAGCGGCGGCGCGGAGUUCCUUCAGCCGCCGCCGGCCUUCGCGGGCCGGGCCUUCGCGCCGGGGCCGGACGGCGCCGAGCUGGCCCCGCGAGCCGGACCCCGCGUCGUCGCGAGCAGCCCGGGCGGGAGCGCGGCGCGCGGACGCUUCAUGCUUCACUGUAAAAAGAAGCACAAGCGCGAGGAAGAGGAUGAUGAUGAGUCUCUUUCUUUGGUAUCACCUUCAACUUUAGAUGGAUUGUUUUCUGGCACCGUCUUUUCAACAUCUACAGAGUCUUCCUUGGUAGUUGUGGAAAGAUCAAGAACAGAAGUCACUUCAGCAUUGUACUCCUGAUGCUCAACAUCCUCCGGCUCAACUGUCUCAACACUAAUGCUGUCAUUCGCCUGGGCCUUCACAUUCAUUUGCAGAUGGUUUUGUACUCGGUGCUGCCCAGGAGGGGGAGGCACUGUAUGUGAGCUCAGCAAUAGAUUCAGUGUUUCUUGAGAAGUAGCAUUUUUAGUGUUACCUUCUCUGGGCUUGAAUUGAUGUAUAUUUUUGAAGUAAUAGUGUAAAAGAGAGUGUCUACCUGUAAGGAGGGUGGGAGAAGAGCUUCAUUGGGUGCUGACAUCGUUAUAGCUUGGAUAAUAUUUUCUAUUUUUGUUUGUUUGGGUUUUUGUUCUUUUUUGUUUUGGGCCACACCUUGCGAUGCUCAGGACUUGUUCCUGACUCUGGGCGCAGGGAAUACUCCUAGCAGGGCCUAGAGUCAUAUGGAAUGCUGGGGAUCGAAUCCAGGUCAGCAGCUGUAAAGCAAGUGCCUUAUCUUUUCAGACCCCCCCCCACCUUUUUUUUUUUAAAUGAGCACGUGGUUUUAUUUUUUAAUCAGGUAAUUUUUUUUGUGAAUCAUAAGUGCUAUUGAACAUCAUUUUAUUUAGACCAUUUGUGUUUAAUUUUUUGUGUUUAAUCUUAUAUAAACAUGUUUCUGCAAAUUAUUGACUUACUAGUCCUUGUUAAUCUAUAAGAAAUCAAUUAAAUUGUUUAUUAUGCGUCUUAUAAAUAUUUUCCACAAAUCUGUCAUCUGUCUUUUGUUAUCAUACUUUGUACGUGAUUAUUUUGCCAGUGGAAACUUGCUGGAAAGAAUCAUAACACAGUGGAUUUGAAUAUUGCAUUAGUUUAAUGAGAAAGACAACAGCACCCCACAGUAUUUGUUUCUUUUCUGGCUUUGGACUUGCUGUGGAUUCAGGGACUUGGGGGAGGGGUGAAGGAGGGGAUUCCCAGCAGUGCUUGAGCAGCAUGUGGUGCUGGAGGUCCAACGUGGUACUCCAGCCCUUUUAACCAUUUCCCCAGGCAUCAGAGGGUAAUGUUUGCUUUAAUCAUUUGCGGUAUCCUAAAAAGUGUUUUGAUCAAACACUGUUCAAAAGUAAAAUACUGUUCAAAAAUAAAAAGUGUAAAAUGUAAAAACUCUUGGCUUGGGUCCUAGGAGAUAGCUCCAAGGAAUAGAAUGCAUGCUUUUGAUGCUUGAGGCUUUGAAUUGAAGUCCUGGUGGCACCCAGCACGUAUGGGCCUGAGCAGCAUAACAUCGCCAGCCCAAACGUUAAACCAUCUGUCCUGACUAGAUAUAAACAGAAAUGGCCCUGGGGCCCCUUCCCUGCCCUCCAGAGAAGACACCCAAAAACAAGUUAUUAACUUCAAAAGUUAACUACCAUCACAUUACAGAAAACGUUGUGAAAAUGAGGGCAGCUGAUGUCCAGGACUAGAAUGUGCUGCCCAGCUGACACGUUCAUUGUUCUUUACAGUACAUUAUAGUCUUUUAAAAAUUGUAUUUUUUGAGGCCGGAGCAGCAGUACAGCAGGUAGGGCACUUGCCUUCCAUGUCUUUCCUGGGUUCAAUUCCCAUAUCCCAUACGGUUCCCUGAGCAUUGCCAGGAGUAAUUCCUAAGUGCAGAGCAAGCAUCUCUGGGUUUGGGCCUAAAAACAAUAAAUAAAAAUCUUACUUUCCUUUUGGUUUUGGGGGCACACUUUUUAGUGCUCAAGGGUUACUCCUGGCUCAGUUCUUGGGCGUCAUGAAAUCAUGUAGCACCAGAGAUCAAACCCAUGCCUGCUGCAGGAAGGCAUUAACUAACUUAUUGAGCUCUCUCUGUGACAUACUUUCUUCGGCACUUAAUCAGCUUUGAUCUCUGUUAGACCUACAAACAUGAGCUAAUACAACUUUAAAUCCUGUUGGAGCACAGCUCUUUAUACUUACUUACAUUCAAUAUUUGAGGGGCUAGAGAAAUGACUUUGAAGGGCUGGAGUGCGUUCUUUGCAUGUGGAAGCCCAGAACUUGAUCCCCAGCGCCUUAUGAGCCCUGCCACAAACAAGAAAAGUUGAAUUGGGUUUUUGUUUGUUUGUUUGUUUUUCUUUUUGGGUCACACUCAAAAUGCACAGGGGUUACUCCUGCAUCUGCACUCAGGAAUUAAUCCUGGUGGUGCUGGGGGACCAUAUGGGAUGCUGGGAAUCUGAACCUGGGUCGGCCGCAAUGAUCUGUUCUCUCUAGAUUUGUUCUGCUUGAUUUAGCGGGUUUCUUAGGUGUAUAAUAUUUUCCUUCCACUUUUUAAAACACUCACGAAAUCCCGUUAAUCCUGUUAAUCACCGAUUUCUCGGACGGGCUCAGUAACAUCUCAUUUUGUCCUUUCCUUGAGAUCUUAGAAGUGUAUCUCGACUCGGCCCUCCUAAGGAUGUUGCACUGGGGGCUCUUCAGGGUCAGGGGAAUGAGAUCCAGCUUGUUACUGGAUUUUGCAUAUGAAUACACUAUGGGAAGCUUGCAAGGCUGUCCCAUGUGGGCAGGAAUCUCUCAGAAGAUUGCCAGUUUCUCCCAGAGGGAGAAGCAGGCCAAAGAUACCGCUCGGCCACCGCUUCUGAGAGCUUGCUUUUAAGUCUCUCUGGAUGUUGGCCGUUGAUGGGAUCACACACACCUGGGUUCCUCUGUUGGUACUUCAUGCAUGAGAGCUGUCCCAACGUGUGGAGAGGGGCCUACAGCAUGGCUGUAGCUAGGUUCCGGUGGUCUUUGGCUGCCAAGAGCUCUGCUCGGGGUGGGGAGGGAAGCUGGAGCCCAUCCCCUCCGAGGGGCCCCCGGGGAAGACAGCCAGACGUGCAGGCAAGAGACUCUCUGCCCGAUACAUACUUUACACUACAUACUUUAAAACUGUCUAAAUACUACAGGACAUUCUUAAUGUUCUUUCGUGAACUAAAAUGACUAUAGGUGCGGGAGAGAUACUAACAGGAAAUGUGCUCGCCUUGCAUGUGACCAUACUCCAAUCCAAGCCCCAACACCACAUAUUGGUCCCCUAGCACUCCCUGCCACGAAUAGUUUCUGAGUAUCUCUAGAUGUGGCCCACAAUCCCCUUCCCCCCAAGAAAACAUAAUUAAAAAGCACAUGUUUUGUACCUGUGAGGCCCUGCUUGGCUCCAGUUCCUGAAACCCAAAAAGGAAAACUAAUUGUGAACUGAACAUAUAAUUGUUGAUUUCUUUUAAAAACUACAGUUUGGGGAAUACAUUAUUACUGUAUUUUUACAUCAGCACUAACAGUUUUCAUAAUCUUAACAGGAAAUAGAAAUUUUUUCCUGUGCAUUUUAUGCUGCUUCUAUACCCUCAGUUUCAAGACUCAGAAGCUAAUAAUAACCACUAGUGAACUUUUUUGGUUGCAGAACUGUUUUGUGAUCCUGAGAUUGCCCUGCUGGUGCCCAGGCUUAAUUGUACUUCUGGUCUAAAUACAUAAACUGGCUCAGUUUUCUAUUUAACUCACUUCAGACAACUUCUGACUACUGAAACUUUAGAGUGCCUGCACAUCCUCGUUCUUAGUUAAGAACUUGAAUAGUUGAAUGAAAGGAGGCAGGAAAUUUUAGUGAAAAUAACAUUCUGGUAGGAGUUAGGAACUUUGGGGUCUAGUCUCCAAAAUGCUAGUCACUACAUAACACUUCAGAAUGUAUAUUUUAGCUUUCCCAAGCCCUCAAUUUAAAAUCUAGAAAAUAAAUUAAUAUUUGAUAAAUUCCACGGUCUUUGAGAUAUAUUUUUCUAGGAAACAAAGUUAUUGACUUGCAGGAGGGGAGCAAUAUGCACCCCUUUAGUCAGGUACUUAAAUCAAACGAACAGUUGAUCUUUUUAGAAAGGCCCAAGAAAUUAGUAUUCUAUGGAUCUGUCAUUCUUGGAAUAACUGAUAUGCUGUGCUGUCAGGGACAGAGCAUGACUCCUGGGCUACCUCCACAUAUGAGCUGUUUGUUGAAGCAUCCAUCCCCAAUCUGAUAAAAUAGGACUGGUACUGAAAUGCUGCUAUGAGAUCUGUGAUUUCUUUGCUUCCCACCUGACCUUUGUGGAGCCAGAUCAGAAGGGAUGACUUGAGUUUCUACACUGAAUAUUAGGAUCUGAAUAGGCAAAAUCUAUGCAUUUGAUUAGAGGUAGGGGUAUAAUGCAUUUCACUGCUAUCCGUCAGGAUCAUUAUUGAAUUUUA
Molecule: messenger RNA, 4623 nt
Organism: Sorex araneus (European shrew)
Lineage: Eukaryota; Metazoa; Chordata; Mammalia; Eulipotyphla; Soricidae
Gene: CCDC117
Product: coiled-coil domain containing 117
Exons: 3
Coding region: 127-495 (122 amino acids)
Source: RefSeq, a predicted model, not a curated record